Molecule: messenger RNA, 1578 nt
Organism: Lates calcarifer (barramundi perch)
Lineage: Eukaryota; Metazoa; Chordata; Actinopteri; Centropomidae
Product: titin
Exons: 3
Coding region: 373-1578 (401 amino acids)
Molecular function (GO): protein binding
Source: RefSeq, a predicted model, not a curated record
ACACACACAACAACAGACACAUAAAUAUACAUAUACAAGAUAUCUCAAAACACAAAAUGUCAAGUUGUAAACCCCCUGUAACUAGAACAGUGGGUGUACAAUAUCUAACUGUUGAGCAACCUUCCAGUUUUUCCCAGCUGACCCAUGUAGGCUCAACUAACUUUGAGAGCAUGAGCAGCUGGCCAAUGAGGCAUCAUGGUUAUUUUAGUCACCACAUGCUUUUGGAGAUAAAGCAGGCAGUGAUUGGCAGAGCAGUGUAUGUGUGCCACAGAGUUUUGGGGAUCACCACAGUCGAUGCAUCGUAACUGAACCGGUUGGAUUUUAAAUCACAUUACAUUUCUCAUACAUAAAUACGGACAAGUAAGAGAAAGGAUGGAGGCAAGCAAUGAAACGGGAAAGAAAGCGGAAGAUAGAGCUCACGCUCUAAAUAUAAAUAUGACACCAGACACUGAUGCAGAGCUCACAGCAGAGGCUUCCCAGUCACCCUCCACACUCAUUGUCCAAGGUCUGUCUGAUGCCUCUGCAGUGAACAGAGAACACAACCCUAGGGUCCCACCUGGUCCUGCCACAGAUAAGGAGAAUGCUAUUAAACCAACACUUCAGAUAACUUUUAGCACAUUCACCAUCAAGAAUGGUGAGGAUCUUAAAGUAGAGAUCCCAGUGACUGGGCACCCAGCACCAAAGAUUGAAUGGAAAAGAGGUGGUCAGGCAGUUAAAGAGACAUCAAGGCUAGAGAUUUCAACUACACCCUCAUUAACAGUUCUUCAUAUCAGACAUGCUGCCAGGGAGCACUCUGGUCAAUAUUCUGUCACAGCAAGCAAUAGUGCAGGGAAAUCUACAGGAGAAAUCACUGUGGUUGUUCUUGAAAAGCCGGACGCACCCUCUGGACCUGUGAGGAUUGAUGAAGUCAGUUCUGACUAUGUCAUCAUCUCCUGGGAGCCACCUGAAUAUACAGGAGGCUGUCAGCUGGACAACUACGUAGUGGAGAAACGUGAAAUCACAAGUACAGAGUGGCAGACUGUGUCAGCAACAACAGUAAGAACUACAAUCAAAGUCACCAAGCUGAAGACAGGAAGUGAAUACCAGUUCAGAGUGUUUGCAGAGAAUAGGUACGGUAAGAGCACUGCAAUCACCUCUCCUGUUGUAACUGCACAAUAUCCAUUCAGUGUGCCCGCUGCUCCUGGCACCCCCUUUGUGUCCACAGUGACAAAGUACAGCAUGGUUGUUGAAUGGGAGCCCCCAGCCAAAGAUGGAGGCAGCCCCAUCAUCGGAUAUCACCUUGAACGCAAAGAGAAGAACAGCAUUUUAUGGACCAAGCUGAACAAGCUUGUUAUAUCUGAUCCUCGCUUCAAAACAAGUGGACUGGAGGAAGGGAUUGAGUAUGAAUUCAGAGUCUUUGCUGAAAAUAUUGCUGGACUCAGCUCACCUAGCAAGGUAUCUGAAUGUUAUGUGGCGAGAGACCCCUGUGAUCCGCCUGGUAAACCUGAAGCUGUUGUCAUUACUAGAGAGAACAUCACACUUCAGUGGGCAAAACCCAGGUAUGAUGGUGGAAGCACCAUUACAGGCUUAUGUUGUUGA